Molecule: messenger RNA, 4815 nt
Organism: Morone saxatilis (striped sea-bass)
Lineage: Eukaryota; Metazoa; Chordata; Actinopteri; Moronidae
Gene: traf2b
Product: Tnf receptor-associated factor 2b
Exons: 10
Coding region: 1997-3559 (520 amino acids)
Biological process (GO): protein K63-linked ubiquitination; positive regulation of JNK cascade; protein autoubiquitination
Cellular component (GO): plasma membrane signaling receptor complex; cytoplasmic side of plasma membrane
Molecular function (GO): ubiquitin-protein transferase activity; zinc ion binding; ubiquitin protein ligase binding
Source: RefSeq, a predicted model, not a curated record
UGCAAACGUUUGCAUGGCUGGCUUUUUUUACAGAGAAGAUUUCCAUAAAUUUCCCCCAGUCAGCUUGUACAGGAUGAAUAGUGUUCUGUAACUAAACCCUGCAAUGUGGGUAGAAAAUAUUUACUGCAUCUCCACGUAGUGUAAACAGGGGUAGCUUUGUUAGGUUUUCCCCAUUUUCGGGAAAAGGCUGAGAUGAAACGUGUGUGUUUUUGCCAGUGGCAUUGUUGAUUGACACUGAUCAAAGAUCUGCUUUGUCUCAAAGCAAAUGAAUAGGUGGAGACACUGCUCAGAGCUAUUGGGCUUGUGUACUGUGAGUUCAAACCAGAUGAACUUCAUAUUAUUAUAAAACCCUCAAACCUAUCGCAGACAAGCAGGGAAGAUCUCAAAUGUGAUGUGCUCAUGUCACCACAUGCAAAGUUGCAAUCUGCUCGUAUUCUUUGCAGAAUGCAUGAGCUGUGUGUCGACAUACUGUACUUGCAUGCACGUACAUAGCAUACCACUUUCUGCAGCUGUGUGUAAAACUAAACCCAGCCAGGUGUGUGCACGACAUUCACUGAAGAAGUAUUUGCUCUGGGCGUGUGGGAAUAUGUUAGUAUAAGAUGACAGCAUGACAUCUCAUAUAGCAAAAACACUCCCCACUCAUUUUCCCAUAAGGGACUUUUCAAUGACAAAUCAUGUGCUCAUAACUGAUUAAAUCCACUAUUGCAUUUACUGCUACCAUUGCAGACAUGUAGGGGUCAGUGCAACACUGCUUUUCUACCAUAAAAGAUGUCUAAUUGAAAGGAAAACCUAAAUAGAAGAGAAAACCAAUGUGUGAUUGGCAUCUUUCAGUGUAGGUCCCGCCCAGGUGCCCACAAGAUUCAGCUCAAUAGCACUGAAAAGUUUUGGGUUUGCAAAAAAAAACCAAAACCUUUUCAUUGCAUUGUUGAUAGAUUUGCUCUCCCAACCCUUUUAAUUGUAUGAUGAAGACAACAGCAACUCCAUAUAGCUGUACUGACGGCACUGAAUGUGUAAAAUGAUGUUACAGCUCACCGUCUUCAGUUUACCAGAGUGCCCUUCGUGAUACUUCCACUAGAUGGCACCAAAGGAAGGAAUAUUCUCGUAAACAAAAGUUGCUUUAAGUUGCUUUUUCGGAUGCAAAAAAAAAAAGGAUUUUAUUAAAGAUAUUGUGACCACAACCAAAUUUGAUCCAUUGUGCAUUGUGUUAAAGUUAAGUCAAACCUUUUCUGGACCCCCAGUAUUUGGGAAGUGUAGACUAAAACCAUCUUCAGUUUUCUGUGAAAUAACAGAUAUUGCGAAAGCAAUAUGAGCAGUUUUUUCUUUUGCAGUACUUCUGCUCUAACCGGUUACCAUGUUUAUCUGAUAAUAAUUCUGUCACCAGUUUGUCAGUUACCCGACAGAUUCUUUCUCAUAGAUAUUUCUUUUUUCCUCGGUAGACACUGCUGAUAACAGCUCGAAAGAAUUCACACGUAUCUCAUAUCAGUUUCAUAUCUAAAGAAAGGGUUUAAGAAAAGCAGGUUGUACACAGGUUCCACUGUAGCCUUGAUGGAUUUACAUCUUUUUGAAUUUCAUGCAAACUAGGUAUUACUACCAACCAUUUUAUUUCACUCGAAGAUGCCUGCAACAUUUGGCUAUAAAAUAUAAAACAAGUUAAAUAUUUCACAGCCAAACCUAACAUGGUUAAACUGGCAGACUCACACAGUUUCAUAACGAUGAAUCAGCCUUAUUCUCACUGUACAAUUAUUUGCUCAAAGGCUUUAGUACAGAACACAUGUGCUGACACUGACAAUAGGUGUAACUCUGACAGACCGGUAUGCAGCUUGGUGUUCAAUACCUAAUUAUUUGUUAUUAUAUGUGACAUGGGAAAAACAAAACCUUGGCUGGUAUACUGGCUCGUUCCUGUUGCACAAGUAUUGUGAAAGUUUUUUCAAACUGUUUGGUUAAGAGCUGUUUUCUUUGGCGUUCACAGGAAAUAGCACCAGAUUGAUGGAGAAGAAUGGCCCGAAUUUCGUUGGACUGUGCAAACUCUUUACCAGGGAUCCCUCUCAGUGUACUGUCAGUGCCCAUGGAGAAUAAAUACAAAUGUCAGCAGUGUCUCCUGGUCCUGAGGAAGCCUGUCCAGGCUCAGUGCGGCCACCGCUUCUGUGUACACUGCUUCAAGCAGCUCACCAGUUCUGGCCCAAAACCAUGUGAAGCCUGCCGCCAAGAAGAGAUAUAUGAGGAACCAAUUUCCAUUCUAAAUAGUAAUGAGGCAUUUCCAGACAAUGCUGCAGGUCGAGAAAUAGCGAGUCUGCCUGCCAGGUGUUUGAACCAGGGCUGUAAUUGGACAGGAUCCAUAAAAGAGUAUGAGGCUCAGCACGAAGGUCGCUGUGAGUUCGAGCGGAUACAGUGCGAGGCCUGCCACACCUCGAUUCUUCGUACGGAGAAGGACAGACAUAAUGAGAGAGAAUGUGAAGCAAGAACCCUGAACUGUAAAUACUGCAAAAUGACCUUCAACUUUAAAGACAUCAAGGCCCAUGAUGAGAUCUGUCUGAAGUUUCCCUUACAAUGCAAGGACUGUGGGAAGAAGAAGAUCCCAAGAGAAAAGUUCAAUGACCACAGCAGGUCCUGCGCCAAGUCAAAGAGUGCCUGUCCAUUCAGUGAAGUGGGCUGUAAAUCUGUGAUAGAGAACGGGAAGCUCAGCGACCAUGAGCACAGCAGCACCAUGGAGCACUUGCGUCUGCUGCUGCCCAUGGUGCUGUCCAUGGUUCGGACACGCGCUGACGCUUCUGGUCCUGGAGAGUGGCAGGAGGACUCUGGUCUGGGCCUGUACAGGGCUCCUGAGGAGGGAGUCCCUGUGGGCACCGGAGCUGCAGCCUCUGUGCAGUCUGUGGACUUGGAAAAAAAGGUAAACGCUUUAGAAAACAUCGUGUGCGUCCUGAACCGAGAGGUGGAGCGCAGUUCCUUCACAAUGGAGGCUUUCUCGCAUCAACAUCGUUUAGACCAGGAAAAAAUCGAUGUCCUCUCCAACAAAGUGCGUCAGCUGGAGCGGACAGUCACGAUGAGAGACUUGCAGCUGUCUGAAACCGAACAGCUGGUGCGAGAACUGCAAUUCUGCACCUACGACGGGAUAUUUGUCUGGAGAAUCGCCGACUUCUCACGCCGAAGGCAGGAUGCCGUGGCUGGCCGAACACCUGCAAUGUUCUCUCCAGCAUUUUACUCCAGCAAAUACGGAUACAAAAUGUGUCUGAGGCUCUAUUUGAACGGCGACGGGACAGGGCGAGGAACACACCUGUCGCUCUUCUUUGUUGUCAUGAGGGGCAAGUGCGACGCGCUGCUCAAAUGGCCAUUCAGUCAGAAGGUGACUCUAAUGCUCUUGGAUCAGAACAACAGGGAGCACAUUAUCGAUGCUUUCCGCCCUGAUGUCACCUCCACCUCCUUUCAGCGGCCGAUCAGUGAGAUGAACAUCGCCAGUGGCUGCCCGCUCUUCUGUCCGCUGGCUAAACUGGCUGGCAAGAGCCCGUAUCUCAGAGAUGAUACAAUUUUCAUCAAAGCCAUUGUAGAUCUCACAGGCUUAUAGGGUGUGGACUGUGGAAGUUACACCAAAGCAUCAACAAACUACAACAGUAACAAAGAAUAUAAACAAUAAUAGGAAUAAUAAGAAUUAAUAAUUAUAUAUAUAUAUAUACUAUUUAUUAAAACUAUAUCGUUAUAUGUAUUAUAAUAUAUCUACACUAUACGUUAAGAAUGACAAGAUUUUCUUGGGAGUGUCACAUUAUGGCGGAUAUACAAGGGCGUGUAAAAUAACAAUCAUGGAGGUGGAUCUGUAAUGGUUAUGGACAUCCAUCUUAAGUGAAUAAAUCAAUGUGACUUAUAAGAUUUAUGUUAUUUUGUUAAUGUCUUGUAUAUUAAAGAAGAACUUCGACCACAUAUACAGAAAUAUAUAUAGCAGGCGUUAGGGAGACGUGCUUAAAACAAUUAGAGAGUUUUAGUUACAACAAUUAAAUAUCUCUAAUGAUAAAAGCGGGUCUCAAUUAUCACAAUGUGACACUCCUGGCAUUCAAAUGAAAUCUUAUAAAUAACUAAUAUUUAUAUCAAAUAUAUAUAUAUAUAUAUACUGUGUAUAUAUACUAUAAUUAUAAUAAUACUCCAUAGUCAGCUUUGCAUUGUGUGGUUCUUCACAUCAGUCUCAGUAUAGUACAAAUAUUUUCACUCUAAUAAAAAACAACAGUACUUUAAUGUUAAAAGUAGAUAUAGCAUGCAACUCUUCAUCAUCAACCGUCACCUCUAGUGUCGUAGUGUAACCCAGCACGUACGUUUGUCUAUAUGAGUAUUUGUUUGCUAAAUGAGUGUUAACAUAUUAGCUCGAACUUACCGAGUAACCUAGAGAAUGCGCUUCAAAAAAAAGGCCUUACAUUGACCACUAAUACAAGACUGGAGUUUAAUUAAUAGCAAGUAUAGCAGUUUAAUAUUGCAAAACAAACACUUAUAUACUUAUAUACCACUUAACUAAGUUAUAAUCUUCAUAACUUAUAUUCCAUAUUUAUUAUAUCCAUCUCUUUUCAGUAUACAUUAUUCCUAGUAAUAGUUUAUACUUUAUACUAAUAAUACUUUGGUGUAGUUUUUGAUUAUACAUGUAUGACGUACUUCUAUCAUAAUCACCCUUUGUUGAAGAUUUAUUAUCUUUGAAAUGUAGAAAUAAAUAAAAAACUAUUGAGACAAUUGUGACAUUGUUUGUAAGCUCUUGGUCAUUUACUUUGUUUAUAGUAAAUAUGUAUACCUGAAUGAAGUACAACAUUAAAAUGUAAAAGCCAACUUUGAGUUUUUGAUGAAAAA